Messenger RNA from Solenopsis invicta (red fire ant), 2784 nucleotides. Its product is annotated as retrovirus-related Pol polyprotein from transposon TNT 1-94. The coding region runs from base 240 to 779 and encodes 179 amino acids. Lineage: Eukaryota; Metazoa; Arthropoda; Insecta; Hymenoptera; Formicidae. The record is from RefSeq and is a predicted model, not a curated record. The transcript has a single exon.
AACGCAGUACAGUCAGAGCUGUUAGGAGAGGGAGACCCCCAGGUCUUACAGUAGCAGAAAACUUAAGACGAAAAGAAGAAUACUUGAGGGAGCGAGAAGAACGUUUAAGGGAAGAAGGAGUAAGGCGUUCAGACAGAUUGUCAAAGAAUUAUGAAACUCAUUUAGUGGAGAAUGUCCAAAUACCAUGCAAUUACGAUGAGGCGCGUAAUCAUAAAAAUUGGAAACAAUGGGAAAUCGCGAUGGAGGAUGAAUUAGCCUUCUUACAGAGACAUGAUGUAUGGGAUAUUUGUGAGCGUCCGAUAGGAGCUAAAACUGUUAAGAGUAAAUGGAUAUUCUCCGUUAAAGAGAGUGAGAACCAUAAAGUUAGGUACAAAGCAAGAUUAGUAGCUACAGGGUUUAAUCAAGUAAAAAUCCGGGAUUAUGAAGAGUCAUAUUCACCUGUCAUAAGUAUAGACGCUUGGAGAACUUUAAUAGCGAUAGCGGCUAAGAGGGAUUUAAAUGUAAGAUUUUUCGAUGUGAAAACUGCAUAUCUAUACGGCAAACUAGAGGAAACUAUAUAUAUGGAACCACCUCCUGGUUUCAAGGAUAUAUUCGAGAAGGGGGAGAUUUGUAGACUCAAAAAGAGCCUGUAUGGACUGCCCCAGUCAGGUCGAAAUUGGUACUACAAGCUAAAGGAGGAACUAUCAAAAAAUGGUCUUAAACCAUUGGCCUCUGAGAACUGCAUAUUUUAUAAUUCUAAUGAGUCUUGUUUUUUUUGUAUUUGGUGCAUACGUAGAUGAUUUUAUCACUAUUGAUAAUAACUCCGAGACUUGCAGUAGGAUUAUUGAGUCAUUACAAAGGAAAUUUGACAUUGUAGAAACUACUAAAUUAAAGCGAUUCUUAGGAAUGAGAGUAGAUUACGAUAAUGCAGGCAUAUAUAUUAGUCAAAGCGAAUAUAUAGAAAAACUAUUGAACAAAUAUGGUAUGUCGGAAUGUAAGCCAGUUAAUACCCCGAUUGUAACAGGCGAGGAUGGAAUGCAUGUCGAAGAAAGCGAAAGUUAUGAUAUUAACGAAUAUCAAGAGUUAAUUGGAGAGCUAUUGUAUUUGGCCAACAGAACUAGACCCGAUAUUGCGUUCGUGACAUCCUAUUUAUCGCAGUUUAACCAUUGUCCGAAAAAACGGCAUUACGUACUAGGUAAAAGGGUUUUGCGUUACCUGAGCGGAAGCAAAUACAAGCGACUUGAAUAUGAUCGUAAAUUUGGACGACUGAGAGCUUAUUCCGAUUCCAGCUGGGGGAAUGCAAGUAAUGGUAAAUCUUUCUCAGGGGGAGCAAUAUUCAUUGGCAAUUCUCUUAUAUCAUGGAAAUGUAAGAAACAAAGGACCGUGGGUAAUUCUACAUGCGAAGUGGAAUUAUUUGCCGCUUCUGAAGUUGUAAAAGACGUUAUGUGGAUACGGAAUAUGCUCACGGAGUUAAAAUGUAUUGAAUAUGUUGACAAACCUACUCAACUAUUUUGUGACAACCAAGCUGCUAUUCAAUGGUUGAAGAAUGCGAGAUCCUCUACGAAAACGCGUCACGUUAAUCUUAAGUUUCAUUUUGUACGAGAGGAAGUAGAGAAUAAUACUAUUACUAUGUCAUACGUUGAUACAAACAAUAUGGUUGCGGAUUGCUUUACGAAGGGUGUGAGCAAAGAAAAAUUAGAAUGGUGCUGUAAUCAAAUGCGUUUAAUCGAUCUAAAUUAGCAUAAAUAAUCGCCUACCAUAAUAAUAAUCGAUUUGUAGGGGGAGAGUGUUAGAGUGAUCAAUCAGUGAUUGGUUGACAAACCGAGAUUAUGUUCGGCUGUGCGUCAUAGUCUAUGCCGUAGAUGGCAGUGCGAUGGCGAGUUUGUAAACGCGUGCGAUUUUCGACAUCUAUUGUAUCUAUCCUUUUCUAUGUGAGCUCUCUCUUUGCACGUUCGUCUCCGGCCACGCGGUUGUGUGCAUUGUGCGUGUCUCAACGCCAGUUCCUUUUACAAUAAAAAUUGUUCUACCAGGAGUGUCGAUCUACUUGUCCUCGAUCCGUUCCCAACAAAUGCAACUAUCGCACGCGCGACUCAUCCGACCGGCGAAAUCGGUGGCUUUACACAAGUCUCGUUCGUAUCACCACGACGCUGGCUGCUCCUCUACGUUCGUCCGUGAACAGGGGUACGGCUCGUCCCUGAGCGUCGGCGGCUCCCGUUGUCUCGGCUGAGGGUCGGACCCCGGCGACGAUCCACAGCGAAGUGGAUCGAAUCGAUAGCGCGAGGAAAUUCGGCAGGCGGCACGCAGGAUCUCUCACCCCACGCACGGGGGUUUAUCGCGCCGCGCUAUUGGUUCCGCCUUAUAACCGCGUCGCGGUCCUCGCGACCCUCUAAUCAGGCUGUCGCGCCGCGGCGCGCAAUUCGAGGUAGGUCAGUGUCUUCGGGCAGCUCGCGAUCCUUUCCGUGAUUUCCCCGAGGCCGGACGGCUACCCCGACGGACUCUUCGGUGUCCAGCGCCUCCGCGCUCGGGACCAAGUCAGGAACAUUUUCUCGCAGCUCCUCGUUCGGGGUCUCCUACGCGAUGAUCUGCGUGGAGUGUCGACGUCCCCUACGUCGGACCUUCCCUCUUUGCGUCCUGCAAUUUCAGCGGCCUUCCUGUUGCGUACAGGCGCGACGGUAAGAGGUAACGUAAUUAAAUGAAGAAAGAUCACCUGUCGUGCGCGCUACUGCGAUCCUGCGAUCCUCCCUCUUGCAGUCUGCUCGCCGAGUGAGAAUUCGUCGAUACAAAAAAAAAAAAAUGAAUAUCUGC